AUGUCCGUCCUCAAGUCCCUCAAGUCCAAAUUGUGUCGCAAGUCGUCCACCAUGGCCGCUACCAAGAUCAAACUCAUUACCAACCCGCACUACCAGAAGUCGGGGCCAAAGUCAUACGUGCAUUUGAUGCGAAAGUAUGGCUUCCAUCCGACCAAAGAGGGCCCGUAUUUCGUCGGCACAACUAUGCAGCAGACGGGUCGCCAGUACACUGAUAAGCCUAUCGGUGGACGAGUUCAUGCCCGUCAGGUCCUACAGAAGAAGAGCGCCGAUACAGGCCAGGCUGGGGAGGUUGGCGCCGACGAUGUGCAGAACGAUUCGAUGUAUUUGGCCCAGAUCGGCAUCGGGACCCCGGCACAGACUCUGAGCCUGGAUUUCGAUACGGGCUCGGCGGACCUUUGGGUCUGGUCAACAAAGCUGCCAUCUGCCACGCUGUCCCAAAACACGAACCACACGGUCUUUGACCCGAGCAAGUCGAGCUCGUUCAAGAACAAGGAUGGCUCCACAUGGAAGAUCUCGUAUGGAGAUGGGUCUUCCGCCUCUGGCACGGUUGGAAACGAUAAUGUCAACAUCGGCGGCGUGGUCGUGCAGGGCCAGGCAAUUGAGUUGGCGGACACCAUGUCUGCACAGUUUGCUAGUGGCGCUGGGGACGGUUUACUCGGCCUUGCAUUUGGCAACAUCAACACCGUGAAGCCAACCGCGGUCAAGACACCGGUCGAGAAUAUGAUUUCUCAAGCGGAUAUCCCAAAGACCGCAGAGCUCUUUACGGCGAAGCUAGGAUCCUGGCGUGACGCCGACGAGCCUGACAAGGGCGAGUCGUUCUAUACGUUUGGAUUUAUUGACCAGGCCACCGUGAAAUAUUCGGGCGAAGACAUCUCCUACACACCCAUCGACAACAGCCAGGGCUUCUGGAUGUUUGACUCGGCAUCGGCAACGGUGAACGGCAAAUCGAUUGCUCGUAGUGGCAACAAGGCGAUCGCUGAUACGGGCACGACUCUGGCUCUCGUCGAUGACAGCACCUGCAAGGCAAUCUAUGACGCGAUUGACGGGGCCUACUACGAUAAUGACAGCCAAGGCUACAUUUAUCCCACCAAUACCGCCGCGGAUAAGCUACCCGUGGUGUCCUUUGCUGUCGGUGACAAGCAGUUUGUCGUCCAGAAGGAGGAUCUAGGCUUUGCGACAGCCAAGUCCGGAUAUGUCUAUGGUGGAAUCCAGAGCCGCGGCUCUAUGGACAUGGAUAUUUUGGGCGAUACCUUCUUGAAGGGAAUUUAUGCUGUAUUCGAUGUUGGCAACAUGCGCUUCGGCGCUGUGCAGCGAAAGGAGCUUCACCAGAACCUUUCUGCGCCCCCUCAAUAG
Molecule: messenger RNA, 1353 nt
Organism: Penicillium canariense
Lineage: Eukaryota; Fungi; Ascomycota; Eurotiomycetes; Eurotiales; Aspergillaceae
Product: pepsin-like aspartic protease
Exons: 3
Coding region: 1-1353 (450 amino acids)
Biological process (GO): proteolysis
Molecular function (GO): aspartic-type endopeptidase activity
Source: RefSeq, a predicted model, not a curated record